This is a messenger RNA of Nasonia vitripennis (jewel wasp), 2460 nucleotides long. RefSeq lists its product as uncharacterized. The transcript is spliced from 6 exons. NCBI's taxonomy places the organism in Eukaryota, Metazoa, Arthropoda, Insecta, Hymenoptera, Pteromalidae. The coding region runs from base 271 to 1986 and encodes 571 amino acids. The record is from RefSeq and is a predicted model, not a curated record.
AUAAACAUCUCAAACGUUAAAAACCUUAAAUCUAAAACGUUAAAUUUAUUAUAAACUUGAAUCAAAUUUAUUAUAUUAAUUUAUAAUAUAUAAAGCAAAGUAUUAUAUGUAUAUAUAUCCUAUAUUGAAAAUGUUAAAAACGUUAAGUGCGUAUUGUACACAUGUGUAAUUGCAUAGUUUGAAAGAAAAAGUUUAUUUGUGCAUGGUGUACGUUUUAUUUGAAAAAAAAAUAUAAUCCUCUGAAGUAAAUAUUUAUGCUAAUCUGUAGCUAUGGAAUUCGCUUGGGUAAGAUUCCAUAAAAGUAAAGUAGAAACUUGUUUGAAAGUUUCUGAUAUUUCAUCAAAAGUCAUGCUACCUAAUGGAGUACCACAAAUUGUUCCCUUCCGUCCAAAAGAUGAAAAGGAUUUUGUUAGUGCAAAGUGGUAUUUCGCUCAAGCAAAUCCUGAAAAUCACAAAAAUGGAAAUCCGAUAUUGUCAAGAUUAGUUAUUUUGUAUUUGGGAGUUACACAGGAUGAUAUUGAUUUGAAAAGAAAAGCUGACGGUGACGGAAGGAAAAGAUUUGCUACACCAAAAUGUAUGAACUCACAAUCCAGUUUUGAAGAUCCUUCUCAGUGCUCGCAAAACACAUCACAAAGCAAAAAAAUUAAUAAUGAAAGAGCCAAAAACGUUUUGAAGAGAAUAGAUAACUAUUUCGAAGUACCACCAUUUCGUGAUCUUGAAGAAAAUAAUGUGACAGCAAAUUCUGGUACUUCCUCAGUAAUGAAAAGUGCAGUAGUAGUUUUAGAAAAAUUGGCAUCCGAAAAUAAUAUGAUAACCGAUCAGCCAUCCUCCCCAGAAUCACCAUCGCUACUUGCAACUCGAAAGAGAAAAAUGUCAAAACCAGGCGAUGUGAAUUCAAAGCCACCACAGGCAUCUGGUUCUUAUGUCAAAGUACCACAAUCCAAAAAACCAACUAUAUCACCGUCAUCAUCUGAAUCAGAAACAGAAUCAUAUGAUUCACUGCGUCUCGACUUGUUUUAUAAAUACAAGCAACCUCAAGAAUCUUCAAAUAAUCCAGAUGGUCAGUUAUCACCAAUUCAAAGCUUUUCACCUGAAUCUCAAAAAAGUACACCACGAAGGAAUACACCAUCUCCAAACUUAUCUGAAAAUAUAUCACCUGAACACACACCACCACCUGGUCGACCUUUGUUUACGCCAUCUCCUUCACGAAGUCAGGUGAUACAACCACAAGAUGCACCAGGUGAACGGCAGCCACCAGUGCGAAAUGAGGUUAGGGAUUCCCGAGAUGCACCAGGUGAUGUACCACAGCCACCAAUACGAAAUGAAAUUGAUGGAGAACCCCAAGACGCAGCAGAUCAAGAACAGCUACCGAUUCAAAAUGAAGAUAUAAUAGAAGUUCAAGAUCCAGUAAAUAGAGAGCAGCCUCAAAAUGGACACCAGUCGCCACCUCAGAAUGAACCAAGGCCAAGACGUAUCAAGUAUUAUAAAAUGACAGAAUAUGUCAAAAAUUGCGUGGAAUACUACGCUAAGAGAGGAGAACCUGGUAAUCGAGAAAUGCGGAGGCGAUAUAAUAUAGCAUUUGGAAAUGAGCUGUACCUUGGAGAGGAUAUAUCUGUUAAUUUACUGCAGUGGGAACUUUUGCAAAGGCAUAAGCCACAAGUAUUCCUGAUAGAAUUGGCUGUGCUUAUUUGGGGAGAAAGGAAUUUAUGUAACAGAGCAUUGGACUUGACCCGAGGGGUGGAGAAUAUUCCUAACAGGUCACCAGUGAAGUUAAUUGAAAAAGAUAUAUUACGAUUGCUAAUAAGCCUCUACAAUGACUUUCUUAAUAACCACAAGUAUCCAAGUGACGAGAAAGCAUCUUAUUUGCUACGGGCAACUCAUGUUUUGAGACAUAAAAUAAGAGAUCUGCGUGCUGCAGAGAAAAAUAAAUUUCAGCUACCAAAUGUCAACGCUCAAAGACGUUUAAGAUAUAACGUCAGAGAUUAAUCUUAUUUAACAGAUUUUCUUUUUUAAAAUGUCAUCUGUAUUCAGUUAAGUUUCUUAUUUUAUAGGAGCUAUUUAAAUCGAAGUAUAUUAUUUUGUUUCAAGAUCAACUAGUCGAAGAAACGCUAGUCCUAGUAGAGAUCACUACUAAAAAUCAAAAAUAUAACAUGAGUUCAGUCACAUUUCUUACUUUCUAGUAGUGAUUUCAAUUAAAAUAUAAACUUUUUGUUUCGAGGUUCACUAGUCGAAGAACCCUAGUCAAAAAUUGACGUUUUGUAAGUUUAGGAUUACAAAAAUGAAAAAAUCACAAUACUUUGAUAGGCAGUUGGAGAACUGAUUAAAAUGAUUAAAAAUUAUUUGAGCAGAGGCAUUAUUGUUAACCUAAAUGGAUUUUAGCAUUUUUAUCAUUUUAAUCGUUUCUUGUCCUUACCUGUUAUCAAAGUAUAAUCAUUAAAAGAAUUUGUGAUAAAAUAUUAU